CAAUCCUCUUUUGUCUCGUAUCACGAGCGUGAACAUUGUUGGUGCGGUUGAUAAUUGGCAGUGGUGUGUGUGCACGCCGACCGUGGAGGAAGAGGAGGAGACGACGGGAAAGCCACGCACGAAGAGAAUCGCCGCCACCGAAGCAUCGGGAGCAGCAACAGAAUAAAAAGCAGUAAAAAAUGGCGGUAUUUGGAUUGGUCUCCGCCGUUGCCGGCUUUGUGAAAGUGCGGUAUUUAAUUGACAAGGCCAUUAUUGAUAAUAUGGUCUUCAGGGCGCAUUAUAGAAUUACCGCCGCUAUUCUAUUUGCUUGUUGUAUCAUAGUCACGGCAAACAAUCUAAUAGGCGAUCCCAUAAAUUGUAUCUCGGAUGGCGCGGUACCAGGUCACGUGAUAAACACGUACUGCUGGAUCACUUAUACGUUUACCCUGCCGGCGAACAAUGUCAAGCAAAUUGGGACCCAUGUAGCGCACCCCGGACUCGGUGGCGAUUACGGCGAAAAAAGGUACCACUCGUACUACCAGUGGGUACCGUUCAUGCUCUUUUUCCAAGGUGUCCUCUUCUACGUACCUCACUGGAUGUGGAAACAGUGGGAAGAGGGUAAGAUCCGCACCAUCUCCGAAGGCAUGCGGGGCGCAACGAUGGACUCCAAGGGGGAACGACACGCGCGCAUGCAGCGACUCGUCCAGUACAUUUUCGACACUAUGCACCUGCACAACAGCUACGCAGCCGGUUACUUCUUUUGCGAGGCGCUCAACUUUUUCAACGUCGUUGGUAAUAUAUUCUUCAUCGACACUUUUCUUGGCGGCGCUUUCCUCACUUACGGUUCGGACGUUGUCAAGUUCAGUAACAUGAAUCAGGAACAGCGUACCGAUCCGAUGAUCGAGGUCUUCCCGCGCGUCACCAAGUGUACGUUUCAUAAAUUCGGUGCCUCCGGGACAAUUCAGAAACACGACGCCCUCUGCGUGUUAGCCCUCAAUAUCCUCAACGAGAAGAUCUACAUAUUCCUCUGGUUCUGGUUCAUCGUAUUGGCGGUAAUGUCUGGACUGGCGCUGCUAUAUAGUAUGGCUGUCGUGUUAUUGCCUAGCACACGCGAAACCAUCCUCAAGAAGCGCUUCAAAUUCGGCACCCCAGCAGGCGUUAGCACGUUGAUCAGAAAAACUCAGGUCGGCGACUUCCUGCUGCUACACCUACUAGGUCAAAACAUGAACAUGGUGGUAUUCAAUGAAGUCCUCGACGAGCUUUGCCGUCUGAUACACGCGGAGGGCUCUAGCAGUGGAACCUCACCGGUCUCGGUACCUUCGGCCCCCAGCACCCUCGAGAUGUCGCCUAUUUAUCCGGAGAUCGAGCAGUUCUCUAAGGAUACGGAGAUUUAAGAGAGGCGGUGGCACCUCACCUAGCACUUUCGACAAUAUAUGUGAUAUAUGAUGAAUUGUGGGGAUUGUUUUCCCCCUCGCAUCAAAAAUGAAUAAGGAGAUACAGGGAAAGCGCUGGCAUGGUGGAUAAUAUAACAAAACAAAGCUCUCUCUUUCUCUAUUUCGCUUUGAGGACGUUGAUGUUCUUCUGCACAGAAGAGGUGAACUUUCCCUUGAACCAAAACGUAUCUCGCUCUUUCGUAUUAGAGUUUACGUUCGCUUGCCAUCACUGAAAACGAUGUAUACCGCUAUUGACAUUAACAAUAUAAUAAGGAGCUUUCGUCCGAGUAUAAAGUUAAAGAGGAAGAAAGGUGAGACGUACUGCGCGGAGCGGAGGACCACUUCAAUUGCAUGGAGUUUAUACUGGCAAAGGACCGAAUGAAGACGUAAACGAAUGAGAAAAGCACCAGUGUAAAGUCUAUGUAUUAACGAAAGGAAAAUAAGGAAGCCGCGGAGACCGUUUACGAGCUUCAAAGCGUUGGGCUGUGAGUGUGUGUUAGGAAAAGCGUUCUCUGCUUUGUCGCCGAUAUUAGACGGACUACAAUGAAUUUCCUGGACCCUCCAGACGACCAAAUUUCUGCAAUGAUGACAAUAAAGACGACCACGACGACGACGAUGAC
Ceratosolen solmsi marchali is the source of this 2032-nucleotide messenger RNA. It is a transcript of the gene Inx3, whose product is annotated as innexin 3. The coding region runs from base 180 to 1373 and encodes 397 amino acids. NCBI's taxonomy places the organism in Eukaryota, Metazoa, Arthropoda, Insecta, Hymenoptera, Agaonidae. The record is from RefSeq and is a predicted model, not a curated record. The transcript has 5 exons. Gene Ontology annotation, biological process: phototransduction. Gene Ontology annotation, cellular component: gap junction; plasma membrane. Gene Ontology annotation, molecular function: gap junction channel activity.